Molecule: messenger RNA, 791 nt
Organism: Dendroctonus ponderosae (mountain pine beetle)
Lineage: Eukaryota; Metazoa; Arthropoda; Insecta; Coleoptera; Curculionidae
Exons: 5
Coding region: 137-724 (195 amino acids)
Biological process (GO): sensory perception of smell
Molecular function (GO): odorant binding
Source: RefSeq, a predicted model, not a curated record
UUACGGCAAAGUGAACAUGGUUGGCCAAAAACAUUAAUUUAAAAUCAAUCAAACUGCAGAUCACUUGCACUGAAAACCCCUAUAAAAACCACUUUUACAGCUUUGUUCGCAUAGUUCGCACUAGUGUUUAAAGACAAUGAACAUCCUUGUAUUUAUCUGCAUGUUAGUUGGCGUUAAGGCGCUGGAUCAAAGUCUAGUGGAGCUUAUGCAGGCGAAAAUACAGGAAUACGGCAUGUCCUGCAGUGCACAGGAAAAUGCCUCUGAAGACGACAUAGCUGCCUUGUUGGAGAAAAGAAUGCCGCCUUCGCACGAAGGAAAAUGUGUCCUUUUCUGCGGGGCCAAAAAGUUCAAUAUCAUGCAUGAGGAUGGCAGCUUUGGAGAAGGAUAUGUGGAGUGGCUGAACAAAGCCGAAGCAGAUGACCCGGAUUUCUACAAUAAACUAAUGGACAUCAAGAGAAAAUGUGAAGUCAAAGUCGAACAUUUAAGCGAUUUAUGCGAAAAAGCAGCUUCACUUGCCGACUGCAGUCAACAGGAGUCGCGCAAGGUAACUAAUCCAGAAAAAAACGUAUACACAAAUGAACGUUUCGCUACUUUGAGCAGCCCACGUAUUCAGAUGUUGCCUAUAAGUUUGGCGAUGGUCUUCCAAGCCCAAAAACUCACUUCUUGGGGAACUAAUCAAACUUUUUCGGUGUUUCAGAACGGACUUGACAAGUAUUUGUUUUAAUUCAUACACGUUCGCUACGCCUGAAUCAUCCAGUGAAGACAUUUAAAUAAAUUAGUCAGCAUUUGAA